This is a messenger RNA of Mytilus trossulus (common blue mussel), 1712 nucleotides long. Its product is annotated as 4-aminobutyrate aminotransferase, mitochondrial-like. The transcript is spliced from 13 exons. Gene Ontology annotation, cellular component: mitochondrion. Gene Ontology annotation, biological process: GABA catabolic process. Gene Ontology annotation, molecular function: pyridoxal phosphate binding. The record is from RefSeq and is a predicted model, not a curated record. Bases 128 to 1621 code for a protein of 497 amino acids. Lineage: Eukaryota; Metazoa; Mollusca; Bivalvia; Mytilida; Mytilidae.
UCUGCGGGACAUAAUCGUAAGAAAUAUUUUAUCAACUAUCUAUUCGUGUAAAUGACCUGAUAAAAGGAUACGUGUACUGCAUAAACAGGCAUGGAUGUGUACACAUAAACUAAAAUCAUUUUAAAAGAUGCAUUGCUGUAGUAAACAAUGCCUUUCGCUCGUUUGGAAAGAUGCACUUAAAAAUUCACGAGCUUUUCAUAGACCAGCCUAUUGUCUACAGAAAAUUGCAACAGUUGAGCCAUCUUCUCCUAAUGUCCGAACGGAAAUCCCUGGACCUAAGUCUCGACAGCUGUUAAAAGAACUGGACCGCAUUCAGAAUACAGGAGCGGUGCAGUUCUUUGCUGACUAUGACAAGAGUUAUGGGAACUAUCUUGUUGACGUGGACGAUAAUUGUAUGUUGGAUUUGUACACACAGAUUGCUUCUAUCCCCAUAGGAUAUAACCACCAGAGUUUAAUUGAUGCAGUGAAGAACGAAGAUAAUUUGUCGACUUUUGUAAAUCGACCUGCACUAGGAUGUUACCCACCCCGAGAUUGGAUAACAAGAUUACAAACAUCACUGUUAGCGGUUGCACCACCUGGUCUUUCUGAAGUACAGACCAUGGCAUGUGGAGCUUGUUCAGUUGAACAUGCACAGAAAGCAAUGUUUAUUGCUUUUCAGAGAAGAAAACGAGGAGGUGCUCCUCCAACCCAAGAGGAACUUCAAUCAUGUAAAACAAAUGAUCUUCCAGGCACUCCUAAUUUGUCUGUAUUGUCUUUUAAAAAUGCUUUUCAUGGACGGACAAUGGGUGCACUAGCCCUAACGCAUACUAAACCGAUGCAUAAAUUAGAUUUCCCACAACCUAAAUGGCCUAUUGCUACUUUCCCAAUGUUAAAGUAUCCUCUAGAGGACAACGUCAGAGAGAAUCAAGCCGAGGAGAAACGAUGCCUUGAAGAGGUUGAAGAUUUAAUUGACAUGUGGCAGAAGAAAGGUGAACCUAUUGUUGGAGUAGUUAUAGAACCAAUACAGGGAGAGGGAGGAGACAACUUUGCCUCACCACAAUUCUUUCAAGGUUUACAAGAUAUAUGUAUCAAGAAUGAUAUCUGUUUUAAUUUAGACGAGGUGCAAACCGGUUGUGGUGUAACAGGUCUUUUCUGGGCUCAUGAACAUUUCAAUCUUAAACAACCACCAGAUAUUGUUACAUUCAGUAAAAAGAUGUUAACUGGAGGCUUUUACUACAGGUCUGAAUACAGAUCACAGGAGGCUUUCAGAAUAUUUAACACAUGGGUUGGAGACCCAUCAAAGGUCGUUUUACUAGAAGCUGUCAUUAAAGUAAUCAAGCGGGACAAUCUUCUAAAUCGAGUUACAGAAAUUGGAAAUUAUCUAUGGCCCGAAGUAGAAAAAAUACAGAAAAAAUAUCCAAAUUUGCUUAGCAGAGUACGAGGUUUAGGCAUAACGGGAGCAGUAGAUUUUCCAAGCCUAGAUGACAGAAAUAAAGCUAUAUCCAAGUUAUUAUCAAAAGGUGUUAAUACCGGUGCCUGUGGAGAAAGCUCACUCAGACUGAGACCAACUCUUACCUUACAGAAACAGCAUGUCGACAUUUUUCUGGACAAGUUGAAUUCAGUUUGCCAAGAAAUGAACUAACUGAUCAUAAUCUCGAUUAAUUCCUGUUUAUUAACACAUGCAAUAUUAUUUUAUUCAAGACAAUUUUAAAUUUCAAUAAAAAGUUGAAAUA